Messenger RNA from Acytostelium subglobosum LB1, 660 nucleotides. RefSeq lists its product as hypothetical. Gene Ontology annotation, biological process: Golgi vesicle transport. Lineage: Eukaryota; Evosea; Eumycetozoa; Acytosteliales; Acytosteliaceae. The record is from RefSeq and is a predicted model, not a curated record. The annotation marks the transcript as partial. Gene Ontology annotation, cellular component: membrane. The transcript has a single exon.
AAAGACCCAUUUAACAUUGUCCAAGAACAGACACAGAUAUCAAUUGAGGGAUUGGCAAGUCUCCAUCAAAGAUGGAGUACCCUGUUGAAACAUAGCAACACAUAUCAAUCCAAAGAGUUUCAAUGGUGCCAAACAGAGAUUAAUGUUGUUAUAAAACAUAUAAAUGAAGAUAUAGAGGAUCUAAAGAAGACAAUUGAUGUUGUACUGGCAAACCCCAGUAGAUUCAACGUGUCUGCAUCAGAACUGGAUGCAAGGAAGAGAUUCAUUCGUCAGGCAACGAUCACUGUUGAGCAGGUCUCAAAUGAUAUAAAGUCACCACAAACUAUAACCAAGAUUGAACAAGAUAAACGUUCAUCUCUGAUGCCUGUGGAUCAAAAACAACACCGUAACAAUCAACAACAUCAAGUAAUGAAACAAAUAGUAGAAGAGGACAACAAUGAUUUCCUGCGCAAUAAUCUACAACUACAACAACAAAUGAUGAGGGAACAAGACCAAUCUCUGGAUGAACUCUCUGAGAGUAUAAAGUACUUAGGAAAGAUUGGAAUGACAAUGACAACAGAGUUGACAUCACAAGGAAAGAUAUUAGACAACCUGAAUGACAGAGCCGAUCACUCACUUUGCAAUCUAAACAGUGUAAUGAGAAAGUUGGAUAGGCUAAUG